AUGGAACCCCAAAAGCUCAGUCACUUGUCAAAGAACUCGCACGAGAAAGCCCGGUUUGAUUUCGGCGCGGACCUGUUCCUGGGCAUGGACCUCAACAACGAUGUUGAUAUCCAUGUGGGUAGGCCAGGCACCAUGUGCUACGGGACCCUCCGCUACGCUGUCUCAUGGGGGCUACGGAGAGAUGGUGGUCAAGGGGGUUGGGGAGAGGAAGAAGAGAAAAGGAGGAGGGGUGCACGUACUUUCCCAAAAUGGACACCCUCCAACGCACCUUCCCUGGCAGUCCCCAUGUCACAUGAUAUAUUCAAAGGGCCCUUCCAAUUAUAG
This is a messenger RNA of Penicillium samsonianum, 324 nucleotides long. RefSeq lists its product as uncharacterized. The transcript is spliced from 2 exons. The record is from RefSeq and is a predicted model, not a curated record. Bases 1 to 324 code for a protein of 107 amino acids. NCBI's taxonomy places the organism in Eukaryota, Fungi, Ascomycota, Eurotiomycetes, Eurotiales, Aspergillaceae.